This is a messenger RNA of Neofelis nebulosa (Clouded leopard), 1703 nucleotides long. RefSeq lists its product as uncharacterized. Gene Ontology annotation, molecular function: translation initiation factor activity. The record is from RefSeq and is a predicted model, not a curated record. The transcript is spliced from 7 exons. Gene Ontology annotation, biological process: formation of translation preinitiation complex. The coding region runs from base 1 to 933 and encodes 310 amino acids. Lineage: Eukaryota; Metazoa; Chordata; Mammalia; Carnivora; Felidae.
AUGUUCAACUCUGAAUCCUUCCUCAGCUCCCUGCACAGAGGCUGCCUCAGUAGCUGUGCUGCGGUAGACACUGGUCAACAGCACGGUCUGGAUCAAGCGUCCCCACAUGUGGCUGCGUUGGGAGCCAGAAGGGAAAAGGCUGUCUGGCACUGCCCUCCUCCGGGCUCGUCUGACGUUGGCCUUGUCGCUGGGGUGCUUGAGAAUAAAGGCCUCCUAGGUCAGAAGGGAGGCGCAAACCUUGGACGAGGGCGGGUUCCCCGUAUUGCUAUCACCCCAUGUAAAUUUAAAACAAAAGAGAAAAUUCGGAGACUUCCUAGCGUGCAAUUAAAUGCAAAGACAAACAAAGCCCUUAAGAAAACCAUUCGAGAGGGCUACAAAACGAAUAAAACACAACGGUCACGUACUUCUGGGCGGCCGCGGUCUCGGCAGCGGCGAAAGCCGCGAAGCUGCGCGGCCAGGGUUUCCAGCCCGGCCUCUUUCCUGGCCGGGCCCCAGCAUGGCUGCCCCCAGGGCUGCGGGUCGGGACGGUGCCGCGUUGUCGCGUUCCUGACGGCCCCUGGCGUCUGUGCUCUCCUUCUCUUCCCCAGGCCACUCCAGCAGACAUGUUUGCCAAGGCCUUUCGGGUCAAGUCCAACACGGCCAUCAAGGGGUCGGACAGUGUAUGCCUUGUGGUCCUAUCCUGACCUUCUCCCAGCUUUCACGACGUGGCCUCCGGUGCUUGAAAAACUGAUGGGGGGAGCAGAUUUGAUGCUGCCAGGACUCGUGGUGCCCCCUGCUGGUCUGCCUCAGGUACAGAAGGGUGACCUCUGUGCCAUUGCCUUGCUGGGGAACAGAGUGGCUGCACCAGUUUGCAUUCUCACCAACAUUGCCAGAGGAUUUCCCUCUCUCCACAUCUUCACCAAUACCUGUUGUUUUCUGUGUUGUUUAUGUUAGCCAAUCCGACAGGUGUGCGGUGAUACGUCAUUGUAGUUUUGAGUUGUACUUCCCUGAUGUUGAGAGAUGUCGAGCAUCUUUUUAUGUGUCUGUUAGCCAUCUGGAUGUGUUCUCCGGAAAAAGGCGUAUUCAUGUCUUCUGCCCGUUUCUUAACUGGAUUAUUUGUUGUUUGGGUGUUAAGUUUAUAUCUUGUUGUUGGGUGUUGAGUUCCUUAUAUGUUUUCAGUAUUAAUCUUAUGAAAUUUUAAAAGAUUGGAAUUAUUGAGAGUACAUCUCAGACCAAACAAAGUUAAGCAAGAAAUCAGUUUAAAAGAUAACUAGAAGAACCCCAAGUUACCAGAAAUCGACACUUUAGAAGACAAUCUUUUAAAAAAUUAAAGCAGGACUUCUAGCUUUUGUGGUGUGAUGAGCUUGGUGAACUCACUGAGCUUACUGAGGACAUUAAGAAACAGACUCACACAUUACCAGUUGCCUGAUUUAAGACAAAAGUCAGAGUGAAGCAGUGUAGUAGGAAGGAGGUGAUAUUUUCAGUAAAUAUUGCCCGAACAGUUGGAUAGCUGUAUUUUAAAAAUAUGUCUGUCGCUCUUAGUACCAGAUACCAUACACAAAAUCAAAUGAGUUGUAAAUGUGAAAGAGAAAACAAUGCUUUUAGGGGAAAACAUUAUUGCAUCCUAGGACUAGGCAAGGAUGUCUUAAAUACGACACGAAAGGUACUAAUCCAAACGGGAAACAAUUUUAAAUUUAAUUCAAUAUUAAAAUUAAGAAAACCUC